GUGCUAUUCAAUUGGAGAAUUUCAUUUUAUUUUUUCAAUUAGUAAGAUUGCUUGUUACACUUGUGAUUUUAAGCAUAUUUUGUACUAACUCAUACCAGUGUACAGAACCGAAACUUGUAGUUAUUUAAAAAUGUUGAAUAUUUGUAUUUUGAACAAAUAUAAAUGAUCGUCAAUUGAAAUCGUGUACGCCUUCAAUUAAAUUCCAAUCGGAUAUUUUUUAAUCAGUAAUAGUAAUUAAAUAUAAAAUUACACAAAUAAUAUUGUCUCUAGAAAAUGCCAAAGCAAAUUCAGUGAAAAGAGAAUCUGCUGAAAUAAAUAUGUAACGAAAACGAAAAAAUAGAUAUUUACUAUUAUUGUGGCUUGCAUUCUAUUUUUAAACAUUAGUGAUUAUUAUCGACUGGCCAUAGUUAUAAAUAAAUAGACUACAAAAAAUACAAGCCAGUUGCUCUUGGCCCAUCACAUUACUGCAAGCCUGUACAGAGACACAGCUAAUAUAACAAACAUGGGCUCACAAUAGAGGCGUUAUCAAAUGCUUUUUAUUGACUGAUUUCGCAGCAACAACAAAGUUUGUCUUCGCGAUACAUGAUUGCAAAAUCCAGUUUUCCCCAUUCUUCCACCAACUUAAAGACUUCCCUCUGUCGCAAAAACAGGCUUCAGAAAGCAGCUGUUGCCUUUGCUGCCAACAUUCUCUUCAUUGUUUACAUCUGCAUGGAUACAAAUCAUAUAUGUAAACAUCUAUGUACAAUCAGAUAGUUCUUUAAAAAAGAAGAUGACUUCUGCGGUAAACAGUGACACAUUUGCUGCAACUUCAAGUUCGAUCUUCAGUUUCUCCAGUUCAAUUGCAGAAACUGAGUGGUUGGAAGACCUGUUGCACGAGGUACAACUUGAGCAGUUCCUGGAACGUAUACGCGAUGAUUUGCAAGUGACCCGAUUGGCCCAUUUUGAUUAUGUGCUACCGGAGGAUCUCGAACGUUGUGGUUUGGGAAAACCUGCCGUACGUAGACUUAUGGAGGCCGUGCGGAAGAAAAAAGCACAUCAGUGGCGUAAAAAUAUUCUCUCAAAACUGAUUGGCGGCGGAAAGCAACCGUCAUCGAAAAAGUCACAACAAGCUGUUAAUAAGGAACAUCAAAAUACUCAACUUACGUGUCUUAUACACGAAAAAGAUAUUACACUUGGCAUCAAAUUAGGUGAUGGCUCAUUCGGGGUGGUGAGGCGUGGGGAAUGGCACUCCGUCCCAAAUGGAAAAGUAAUGCCCGUUGCUGUGAAGGUGCUAAAAUCGGAUAAUCUCACGCAACCGGGUAUAAUUGAUGAUUUCUUCCGUGAGGUGCAGGCAAUGCAUGCUUUGGACCAUUCGAAUUUGGUGCGUUUGUACGGUGUUGUUUUAUCCCAGCCAAUGAUGAUGAUCACAGAAUUAGCGGAGCGUGGUUCGCUGUUGGAUACAUUACGUAAACAGUGCAAACAUACACCGUUAACUAACAUUUGGAAUUGGUCGGUACAAAUUGUCACCGGUAUGGCGUACUUAGAACACAAACGCUUUCUGCAUCGAGAUUUAGCAUGUAGAAAUGUGUUACUUGCUUCCGGCAAUAAAAUAAAGAUCGGCGAUUUCGGUCUCAUGCGAGCACUUCCGCAAGAAGAUGAUUGCUAUGUGAUGUCUGAACACAAAAAGGUACCCUUUCCGUGGUGCGCACCAGAAUCCUUACGUUUCCGGCAGUUUUCACAUGCCUCAGAUACUUGGAUGUUUGGCGUAACGCUCUGGGAAAUGUUCACAUUCGGUGAAGAUCCAUGGGUUGGACUAAAUGGAUCUCAAAUAUUACGAAAAAUUGAUAGAGAGGGUGAACGUUUGCAUCAGCCAGAUGCUUGCCCUCCAGAUGUGUAUGAAAUGAUGUUACAAUGUUGGGAUAAAUUACCUGCAGAACGUCCAACGUUCGCUGCGUUGAAGGAAUUCUUAGUAGGAAUGUCUCCGCCUUUAUAUAAAGCAGCACGCUCUUAUCGUGAAGAGAAUCGGCUGCAGAUCGAUGCUGGCGACACCUUGGCCAUUAUUGAUGGUCGCGCUGACUUGAAGCUAAUUAAAGGUCAAAACCAACGAACAUUUGAUAUUGGAGUUUUCCCACGCAAUAUAUUGGAAAAACAAAAGCACACAAGCAGCGAUCUAAUACAACCAAUGCAUGAAAGCAUUCGUCAAAGCGGCGGACAUUCCAGUUCACCCUUCGGAUUUUGCUGGGGUGGAGCUGGAGCAAUGAGUGCGAGUGCCGAAAUCCAAUCAGAGAGAAAUCGCAAAUGUGCCUCAAUGCAACCACACUUGCAACAACCAGCGCAUCAUGCCAAAGAACGGAAAUCUGUAUCUAGUAAACAGUUUGCGUACAAUAAAUUGGUUAACGAGCGUACCGCAGAACUACAGCGAAAUCAAUCAGUGCAGUUCGCAAAAGGAAAGGGAGUUAAUAACACCAAACAAGGCCCUCAACGCCCGCCUCCACCGCAACAAAAACAAAUAGAGGGUAUAUUGAUUGACAUUUCACCAGAGUUUGGGCCUCCUACAACUUCCAUAAACUGUGAUGAAAGCGGGUCUGUAAAUAUUAGAAACUCCUUGUGUUUAUUGGACGCACCAAUAGAUAUCCCAACAGAGGGAGAGGUGUACGAUGCAAACUCGUUUGCUUACAGUAGCGCCUCAGCACAACAAACAUUUUUAACUGGAACUUCGCCGCUGGCACAACGACUUCAACCGCCGCCUUAUCAAAUGCCACCCACUUAUUCGAACACAAUUGAAUUCACACAACAACAAUCACAAUCAAUGCAACAUCGUGACCCAUUUGAUACCAGUAGCGUGCAUUUGAAUUAUGAUCAAAAUACAGGAAAUAAUGCAGUGUACACAAAUGUAAUAGGUCAUUCGCCGUACAAGGUGCAACAGUCAAUAUUGCGCGCAAAUUCAAUACAGUCAUUAUAUAACAGUCCUACAGCAAGAAAAAGCCUUUUCUCUGGAACAUUAAAUUCCUCCGGCAAUAAAGAGAAUGUUCCACAUUCGCUUGGCACAGAAAACCAAAAUAAUGUGAUCUCUGAAAGCGAAGAUUCGCUCCAAACAAGGUUGUCUUCACUCACCUUGGAAAAGCCAACGGUUGAAUAUUCUACAGAGAGUAAUGUUUUGCUGGACCAAUCUUUUAUUGCUGAACUAGAGAAGGAUAUGUACAGCAGUAAGGGUCAAAAUGAUUACGAACGCAAUUCCAUUCAAAUGUAUACGAGUAAGGAAAAUGUGUACAAACAAAAUUUGACGCCUUUAAAAAACUCAACCAGCAUCUCGUGCACAACAAAUGCAUCAAGCAGCGGAGUUUCUCCUAAACUGCAAAAUCUCGAAACAUACAACCAAGUACAAUACUCAAACGCAGCUAUCACUGAAGCACGCAAAAGCCUUAAUGAUCAGCAUAAACUAAAUAACCUAGAGGCUGUUGGAACAAAUACCACUACAAGUGGUGAGGAGAGAACCGAAGUGCUUACUGAAAACACCCAAGAUGUUAUUAAUCGAAUAUGGUAUGAUCGUGUCAAUGGCACUUCAACACCUGCAACUUAUUACUCUCAACCUCCCGAAAAUGCAUACCAAAAUCAGAGUAAUUACGCAGAUCGAUAUGGUAGCGCAAUCAAUGACAAGGAGUCAAACCAUAGCUUCGUGGCGCUUUCAAAUCGAGUUGUGCCGCAAGCAACACAGGGUAGUAAAAUAUAUGGAUCUGCGGCUUCUCUGUAUGGCAGUGUCAGUGGGCGUGAAUUAUAUGACGCUGUAGCUGCGACACCCUCAACGUAUUAUGGUCAAAUACCUUUGAACGCCGUUGAGGCUGACAACAGUAUUUUCAGUAGUGCAUUAACUACAGCAUCUGCAGCGCCCGCUGCGGUUUACGACGAAGUAACGCUCGACGACUAUUUACGUCCACAUCGACCAGCCCCGUUAGCUCCACCACUACUCUCGACCCAGCAAAUACAACGUCGUCUGGAGAAGCUAAAGCAGCAUCAGGAGAAUGGGGGUGGAAAUUUAUAUGCGCCUGUUCCAUCCGAAGCCGCAAAGGAAAACGAAAAAAUUCAGCAAAUACUUAAGGAUUUAGGUUCAGCUGCACAGGAAGUAGAUGUGCGUAAUGCAUUAAGAGCAGCAAACGGUGAUGCAAAUGCUGCAAUACGACACUACAAAAUUGACCAACUCACCAGACUCGGCCUUGCCAAUCGUCCCCAGUGUGAACAGGCGUUACAAAAAACCGGUUGGAGCUUAGAGCUUGCAGCUGCUGUGUUAUUAGAAAGUACUUCUUAGAAGAUUUACGAAUACCGAAAUUUCUUAUCCAUUAUACCACAAUUCAUCAUUCCAAAUUACAUCACAUUUUUGCCUCACCAAAAUUGCAUGACUAUUUUUUUUUUAUAAUACAGCUCAUGUAUUAAAAAUAGAAAUAUUCAAAAGAUAAUCAUCGAAUAUAGAAAACAUUACAUGUUUUGAAUUCAUUCGCCGUCCUAUGUUUGGAACAAAAAACGAUAAUAUUCAAAAUACCUGAUAUUAAAACUUUCGAAUCAGUAAAUUUAUUUAGAGCGUAAAGCAUUUUAUUCAUGAUUUGCAAACUAUAAAAUAUAACAAGCACACGACGUAUUAAAAUAUAGAUAUAAAUGAAUUAAAUCAAAAUUCCAAUAUACCGAUGUCAACUAGAUAAGACUUCAAAAUAUUAUAUAUAUUGAAUCGCAUGAAAGAAUCAACACAUGCAUAGAUAUAUUUUUAUGUAUACAAAUAAAAGUAUAGAACUUGUUAAAUGCACA
Messenger RNA from Bactrocera tryoni, 4773 nucleotides. RefSeq names its product ack-related non-receptor tyrosine kinase (gene Ack). Lineage: Eukaryota; Metazoa; Arthropoda; Insecta; Diptera; Tephritidae. Gene Ontology annotation, biological process: protein phosphorylation. The transcript is spliced from 6 exons. The record is from RefSeq and is a predicted model, not a curated record. The coding region runs from base 770 to 4282 and encodes 1170 amino acids. Gene Ontology annotation, molecular function: ATP binding; protein tyrosine kinase activity.